Molecule: messenger RNA, 536 nt
Organism: Cladocopium goreaui
Lineage: Eukaryota; Dinophyceae; Suessiales; Symbiodiniaceae
Source: the annotation of a GenBank genome assembly
GCGCAUGCGUUGAGCAGUGGCUGCUGGGACCUCGGCAAGGCUUGGCUUUGGACUUUGCCUCAGCCUUUGGAAGCACUGGCGUCAAAGCGGUCGAGGCCCUGCUGCAGCAUCUUGGAACGCUUCACCAAACAGCUCCUUGGACGAGGCAUGCCCCCGGCAAAAGUUCCAAGAGCGUGGCUCUUCAGGGUACGGGGACUCUUCUUGCAGUCUGCCUUCACAGCAGCGAUGCGAGUCCUGAGCAGAUCAGCAUGGAGGGCGUUGGCAUUGGCCGGGGCACUGGCUCAAAGGUUGGAAGCGUCCAGCUCCUGCAUCUCCCGCUCAAGUUCCUCAGCAAGCGGCAGCAGGAAGAGCAUGGAUCACCAUUGGCAACGGCGUGGAGGCCCAAUGCCCAUCGCAGCCACGGAUGCAACAAGAGGCACAAUGCCAGCGCUAGCCUCAGCAGAUACGGUUGGAUUGCAAAAACCUUAACCUUUUGGUUUGAGGAACCCAUAAACAUCUAUAAACCACAAAAGGGAUGUGUAAAUCAGCAGGGAUGA